This is a messenger RNA of Monopterus albus (swamp eel), 1353 nucleotides long. RefSeq names its product flotillin 1b (gene flot1b). Gene Ontology annotation, molecular function: protease binding. Gene Ontology annotation, biological process: protein kinase C signaling; regulation of receptor internalization; protein localization to plasma membrane. NCBI's taxonomy places the organism in Eukaryota, Metazoa, Chordata, Actinopteri, Synbranchiformes, Synbranchidae. The coding region runs from base 223 to 1338 and encodes 371 amino acids. The transcript has 11 exons. The record is from RefSeq and is a predicted model, not a curated record. Gene Ontology annotation, cellular component: plasma membrane; cytoplasmic vesicle; flotillin complex.
AGCGGCCACUUCCCCCUAUUAAAGGCUACAGAUAGACAUUUUUAGCGUCCCAGUUGAGGAGAUACGGAUUGUUGUUUUUAAAACAACAACAACAACAACAAAAAACAAAAACAAAGAAGAAGAUUGUUUUUUUGUACUGGCCGGAUAUCGGUACGUUAAACGGAACUAUCAGUUGGAUCUGUUGCAUCGUUUCGGAGCAGUUCAUAACCGCAGUGAAUCAAGAUGUUCUACACAUGUGGCCCCAAUGAAGCCAUGGUAGUGUCUGGGUUUGGUCGUUCUCCUCCUCUGAUGAUUGCUGGAGGAAGAGUGUUUGUGUUCCCAUGCAUUCAGAAGAUCCAGAGAAUCACACUCAACACUAUGACUCUAAAUGUGAAGAGUGAGAAAGUGUACACCCGUCAUGGGGUCCCCAUCUCCGUCACUGGCAUUGCACAGGUGAAAAUCCAGGGCCAGAACAAGGAGAUGUUGGCCACUGCCUGCCAGAUGUUCAUGGGUAAGUCUGAUGUUGAAAUUACCGAGAUUGCCCUGGAAACAUUGGAAGGACACCAGAGAGCCAUCAUCGCUCACCUGACUGUGGAGGAGAUCUACCAGGACCGUAAGAAGUUCUCCGAGCAGGUUUUUAAGGUGGCCUCUUCUGACCUAGUCAACAUGGGAAUUGGUGUUGUCAGCUACACGCUCAAAGAUGUUCAUGAUGAUCAGGAUUAUCUUCACUCCCUGGGUAAAGCCAGAACAGCCCAGGUUCAGAAGGAUGCCAGGAUUGGAGAGGCUCAGUACAAGCGGGAUGCUGUCAUCAGGGAAGCCCACGCAAUGCAAGAGAAAGUGUCAGCUCAGUACAAGAAUGAAAUUGAGAUGGCAAAAGCCCAGAGAGACUAUGAGCUGAAAAAGGCAGCCUAUGAUGUUGAGGUCAACACCAAGAAGGCUGAGUCAGAAAUGGCCUAUCAGCUUCAGGUGGCGAAGACCAAGCAGCGCAUUGAGGAGGAAAAGAUGCAGGUUCAGGUGGUGGAGCGGUCCCAGCAGAUUACUCUGCAGGAGCAGGAGAUCAUCCGCAAGGAGAAGGAGCUGGAGGCCAAAGUUAAGAAGCCUGCAGAAGCAGAGAGAUACCGACUGGAGAAGCUGGCUGAGGCACAGCGCCUGCAGCUCAUCAUGGAGGCUGAGGCAGAGGCUGAGUCAAUCAAAAUGAAGGGUGAGGCAGAGGCUUUUGCUCUGGAGGCUAAGGGCCGUGCCGAGGCCGAGCAGAUGGUUAAGAAGGCAGAAGCUUUCAAGCAGUACAAAGAAGGAGCCAUGGUGGAGAUGCUGCUGGAGACACUGCCUCUGGUCAGUCUGACUCCCAUGGGCGGAUGAAGAGAUGGUGGACAG